AUGCGCGCAUGCGAGCGGUGGAAGGGUGAAGGCAGGCUUGCUAACAGCAACCACCAGGGCGGCGUGUACCAGCAGAUCAUCGAGAAGGUGAUCCAGACUUCGCAGAAUGACUUCGAGGAGUCGGGCGUUGAUCAUAGCACGCUCGACGAGAUGAAGCAGGGCUGGCAAGAGAGGCUGUCCGCUCUCAAGAUCGCUCACUUUCCGUGGGACCCUGCUCCUGAGCCUGUCCGUCAGCCACCUACGGUACCGUCCAACGUAAAGGUUGACAAUGAUAUGCCUUCCGUGUCCGGACCUCAGGAGGCUCUCAACUUCCCCAACGUACCCGUGAAGACAGAAGGAGGAUAUCAGCCCCCAGUUGCUAACUAUCCUCCUGCUCAGACUGCGAACAACGGCUACGGCACUUAUGAUCAAAACCAGCAGCUCGCGCACCAGCGUGCAGCUGCUCUAGUACAACAGCGAGUGCAGCAGCAAGGACAUGUGCAACAGCAACAGCAGAACUUCCCCAACCUGGCGCAACAGGGCCAUCUGCCUCAAAUGCCCAUGCAGAACCAGCAACAGCAGCAGCGCAUGAUGGCGCAACAGCAACAGCAACAGCAACAACAGCAGCAGCAGCAGCAGCAGCAGCAACAUCAACGACCUCCGCAACAGCAACAGCAGGGAAUGCCGCAGCAGCGUCCCCCACCACAAAACCACAUGUACACCUCACAGACUGAUGGUUCGGGUGAUGCUAUGGCUGACUGGGAGGCCUUGAAGGCCGCACGCGCUGCUGAUGCAGUAGAGCGCAUGGCGGCGGAUGACUUCAUGCGUUCUCGCGUUGAUGCCAUGGCUAUGCGUCAGGACAGUGGUCUUAUGGUACCGCUCGAUUCGAUGCCAAAGGGCAAGAAGCGCAAGGCUGCUAUGCGUGUCCUACAGGCCGAGGACGCAGAGGCUUCGUCAAACACACCGGUUCCCGCCCGCUUUGAUGGUGACGACGACGUGAAGCCGGAAGAAGAUCCGGAUGACGCCAUUAAUUCUGACCUGGAUGACUCGGAGGACGAACUCGGGGAUGGCGAUAACAGUGAUGAUGAGAUGGUUGACUACAUGUUGUGCACCUACGACAAAGUCCAGCGCGUCAAAAACAAGUGGAAGUGCACGCUUAAGGACGGCAUCCUGACCACGAACAAGAAGGAGUAA
Molecule: messenger RNA, 1173 nt
Organism: Alternaria ventricosa
Lineage: Eukaryota; Fungi; Ascomycota; Dothideomycetes; Pleosporales; Pleosporaceae
Exons: 2
Coding region: 1-1173 (390 amino acids)
Biological process (GO): transcription by RNA polymerase II; transcription initiation at RNA polymerase II promoter
Cellular component (GO): transcription factor TFIIA complex
Source: RefSeq, a predicted model, not a curated record